AGAAAAGGUAGUCUAAUGCAUUGGCAUUAGAACAGUUCUGAGUUCUAUGUUGGUAUUAUUUUAAGCAGAAUAUCAUUGAAUAGUUGGUAUCUCAAAAAAUAAUGAGCUAAUGAGAGAUCAUCAUUGAUAACUCAGGUUCAAUUUAGGAUACAAGUGGCUGCAGGAGCUUCACCAGCGGUUGUCGCUGUGUAAUCAGCAGAAAAUUUGAGGGCAACAUGGCUAAUUCUAGACAGGCUUGGCCAAAAUCAAAUCAGGAUGAGAAAAUUGUAUUUUAUAGAAGAUGAAAUGAAACUACUGCAAGUGGAAUCAACACAGACAAGAAACCAAAGACUUAGAUUCUUCAAACUCAUAGCUAAUUAGAUUGCAAAUGGAUUGUUUAAUAGAAGCAGCAAUUCCCUGUUAAAUAUAUACUGAUUCAAAAAGAUCAUUUAUGGAACAGGAAGAUGUAGAAAAACAAGAUAAUCUUUCUGGAAAAGCUUUCAUGUGGGAUAUCGAGGAUGAAGAGGAAUAAUGGCCUAUUGAGAGGGAACAAAGUUUUGUGUUACUUAUGAUGAUAUGAUGCUAGGGGCCCCAGAAGAAGAUCUUUUCAGCAUUGAACUUUUCCCAACAUGUCAAGCAGAAGCAAAUCAAGUGAGUCAAAAUCAAAUACUCGCAUAUACCAGCAGUUUUGCAGAUUCAAAUACAAGGUUGCAAGCUAAGGAAACUGGAAAUCCAGCAUGCAUCAUUUGUGAUAAUAGAAUGCAACUUGUUAAAUGGAGAAAAGAUUUCACAUAUGUGGAACUCUAUGCUGCUACAGAUGGAUUCUCGUCAAAGAACAAUCUAUCUGAAGAUGGUAUUGAAUGUGCUUUCAGAGGUCAGCUAGAAAAUAAGCUGAGGAUUGUGAUUAAGCCUGCACACAACAAAAUAUACUUUGAAGAACCAAAGAAAUUUGAGUCAGAAAUAGAAACACUCAGCAGAGUUAUACACAAGAACUUGGUCAUGCUGCUAGGAUGCUGUGCAGAAAGAAGUAGGCUGCUUGUAUAUGAGUAUGCGUGCAAUGGUUCACUUAAUCAACAUUCAUCAAGUAAGGAGAAACAAAUGGAAAAAAACCUUCUGAAUCAGCUUUUUCAAUAAAUACUUGGCAUUAUAAACAGGGUUCAAAGUUAAUACUAUACUAUACAAAUGGCUUCAUGUGAAGCAGAAUGUCAACCUAUGCCAUUGAGUCGGACAGAGAGGCCAAAAGUAGCACUUGGUGCAUCCAGAGGUCUACAUCAAAACAACAUCAUUCACAAAGACAUACGACCAAGUAACAUUCUUCUAAACCAUGGUUUUGAGCCACUGCUUGGAGAUUUUGGGAUAGAAACAAUGCGAUCAGAUGAUCAGAACUUUCAGACAUCUAGGUAUUUAGCUCCAGAAUAUCUCGAGAAUGGAACAUUCUCUACUCAGAUAGAUGUAUACUCGUUUGAUGUGGUUCUACUUGAGCUCAUAACUGGCCAGAGGACCAUGGACAAGAAGAUGGAACAAAAAGGUUUUUUGACAUGGGUGGUUUCUACUCUUGAAUACACAAUAGAAAGCAAGCCAGGCAGUUUAAAUGAAGACCAUCGGCCAUUAAAAUCAUAUUUGCCAUACAAUUGUGUCAAGACAGUCGAACAAGAAAGUUGGUAUGAAGAUAUAGAUAUCACAAGUCUGAAGAGAAGUAGAUCUUUCUCAGCAAAUGUUUGGACAUGCCAAAAUUUUGGCAAUACUUCUUCAGCUGAUGGAAAAAGCUAUAAAUUUGUAAGAGCAAGAACGCGAAGAGCAAGUCGAGUGCAUUAUGCUCAACUGAAUCAUUCAAACUACUCUAUGGACAAACUCAAUCUCUCAUUUUUAUCUUAUUGCUCUUGCAAUAAAAUAAUAAUAAUAAGUUUGUUUUUAUUCGUUCGUGAUGAAAAUCUUAAACAUUUCCUAGAAUAAUAACUAAGAUAACAAAAAUACAAAAUCAAGAUUUCCCAACAAUCAAAAUCGAGGUAGGAUACUCUCUCAACAACAAAUUU
This is a messenger RNA of Durio zibethinus, 2012 nucleotides long. Lineage: Eukaryota; Viridiplantae; Streptophyta; Magnoliopsida; Malvales; Malvaceae. The record is from RefSeq and is a predicted model, not a curated record.